AUGGCUCAGCAGAACUCUAACACCUUUCAUUUCUUUGGUUCGUCAGUCCCCACUGCUCCGUCCACCCAAACCGGCGCGUUUCAGCAGCCGGCUCUUACCGCUUAUCAGCAGCAGCAGACUCAAACCUCUUAUCAGCAGCAACCGGCGCAAACCGCUUAUCAGCAACAGCCGGCUCAAACCGCUUAUCAGCAGCAGCCGGCCCAAACCACUUAUCAGGUCUCGCCGUCUCUUAACGCGUAUCAAGUACAGCAGCAAGCGAUUCUAAACGCCUGGUCCGCUGCUCACGCCGGAACCGCCGCCGCAGCCCAAACUGUCGGCUCGCUCCUACCUGUCACAGGAUUGGUACAGCCAGCAGCCGAAUUUUACGCAAGUUCUCAGGCUGCGGACGGCGGCGGCGGCGGACACGUGGCACAGAAUCAGACCCUGAAUCAAGCCGCCGCCACGUGGUACGAUUCGGCAGGGUUAAGCGGUGGUGCUACUGCUUCGACUGCAGCAGCUGUUACUGAUUACAACGCCCAGGGGGUGUUUGGUGGAAAUGAAUCCACACGCGCGGCUCAGUACCAGUCCAGGCAGGUGGAGCCUGUGCGACAGUCGCAAGCCGUGCGACAGCAAGCGACUACCGUGCGACAAACGACGGCUGGGCAACGGCAGCAGCGAGCGCACGCGGAACGGCAGUUGCAGGUGGAAGGACGAGUGCUGCCCGUGCGACAAGUGCAGCAGCCUGAACGACAAACGCAAGCGGCGCGACAUGCGACACAGGCGGAGGAACAGUCGCAGAGGCAGGCCCUGCGGCAGGGUCAGCGACAGGAGCAGCGGCAGGAGCAGCGGCAGGAGCAGCCUGUGCGACAGACGCAGCGAGAGUGGUGGCUGGAUGCGCUAGAGGGGCAAGUUGCAACAGUAGGGGCAGCAGCAGUAGGAGCUAGGGGACAAGAAGCAGCAGCAGCGUCAGAUGGGAGGGCAGGAGGAGAAGAGCUGCAGGUAGUGAGACUGCAGGAGCAGGCAGUUGCUGUUCCAGACCCUGUGCAGGCGAUAAUGGGGGGUGUUUCUGCACUUCAGAUUCCUCUUCAAGAGGUGGGUGGACAGGAGGCGGUUGGGGGCGAAGUUGGGGGGGAUGGUGAUAUGUCUGCGAUCUACGCUGCUGGGUAUGCUGCAGGACUGGCAGCCGCCCGGGCUGCUGCUGCCAGAGCAGCAGGCGCUGCCGCUGCUGGUGCUGCUGCUGGUGUUGCGGAUGGGGUUGGAGCAGAGGGGGGAGUGGCGGUGGGGGGAGAAGCAGGGGGCAUGGAGGGGGGGCUUGGUGUAGGGGGUUUCGAUCUUGAUGCCACAGGCUUUGCAGAUGGCGAGAUGGGGAUGGGUGGUGGGAUGGAGGGAGAAGAGUAUGGAGCUGAGGCGGUGCCAGCAGGAGGGGAAGGAGAGGAAGGAGGGGAAACAGGAGGAUUUGGAGGAGGGGAAGAGGAAAUGUUGCCAGCAGGAGCAGGAGGAGGAGAAGCAGGUGCGGCUGCCCCUGGGCCAGGCACAGCAGCGGCAGCCGCAGCAAUAGCAGCAGCAGAAGCAGCAGCGGCGGCGGCAGCAGCAACAGACGGGUCGGAUACCGACGUGGAUGGGGAGUUCCGGCCGGUGCGACUGAGGGACCCUGAGAGAAAACGCCGCCAUUUCAUCCCAGUGACGCUAAAGGCCGAGAUUUGUGAGCUUCGGCGCGACCGGCCGGGAAUCACACUAGUGAAGAUUGUUCAAGUGCUUAAAACGAAGUAUCCGGGGAUCAGGAUUUACUCGACUCGGGUGGCGGAUAUUAUUCAGAAGCCGCAUAAGUGGGCGGCGAUGCUGGGCGGGAAAGGGCACAACCGAACCAACCAGCCGCCGGACCAGUCUGGUAUGGAGGGAGCCUUGGCGCGGUGGUUCGGGGAGGAGCAGCAGAGGGUCGGUGGUGUGCCGAGCGAGCAGGUGAUUGAGAAGGCCAAGGAGCUGGGGUAUUCUUUCGGGUUUCCCCCAACUUUCAAGUACACAAGGGCGUGGGUGUACCGCGUGUUGUCGCACUUGGGAUUUUCCCAGGAGGCUAUAGAUGCGGCGUGUGAGGACUACCCUAACGAGGAUGACUCUGCUGGGCCUUCCUUGAUUGAGUUAGCGGAUCAGAUGUUUGGGCAGGAGCUGUUUAAGUCCCGGGCGAACCAGAAGGGACGGAAGCCCAGAGACUGGUGGGCGGAGAACCUGCUGGGGAGGAAGUCGGGGACUGGGACAGGGAGAGGGAGGGGGAGGGGGAGAGGGGCGGGGAGGGGCGAUGGGGGGGUUUUGGGGGAAGGGGCGGAGUGGGAGCAGCAGCAGCGGCAGCAGGGGGAUGUGUAUGGGCAGGUUGGGGGAGGAAUGCAUGGGCAGGAGCUAGGAGGAGGGGGAUAUGCGCAGCAAGGGGGGUAUGCUCAGGGAACUGGACAGGGGUACGGGCAGGAGAUAGGGCAGGGACACGGGCAGAUGACAGGGCAGGCGAACGGGCAGGGCCAGGGGUACGGGCAGGGGACAGGGCAGGGGUAUGGGCAGGAGAGUGGUUUGGGGUAUGGGCAGGAAGGGGGGCAGGCGAGAGUGGGAGAGGGGGAUCAAGAUGAUGUUAUCCCAGGUGACUUGUUUGAGGAGCUGGAGGGAGGAGAGAUGGUGGUGGUUCGGACAGCUGACAGUGUUGCUGGAGAUGGUGGUGGUGGUGGUGAUGGUGGUGGUGGUGCCGGGGGUGCCGGGGGUGCUGGUCCUUCUUCCAACCAGCCUCUCGACUCGGCCGCUUUUGCAGCGAGCUCCUUGAACGAAUCAGCCCCAUUCACUGCUGCAAACAGCAUGAUCGGAGGAACCGCCAACACUGCAAACACUACAAACACUGCCAACUCGCUAGACUAUGGGGAUGACGGUGAAGACUCGGAGGGUUACCAGCCCGAUCCGAAGCUAGUAGAGCUCGCCAUGGCUGAAGCCAGAGCUGCGGCGGAGGCUCGGAGGGUGAUCACCGAGGCUGACCUCGCAAAUGCGGCGCAGAUCGAGGUUCUGCCCCGGAAUCCGAUCACGGGCAGGGUGAUUAGUAAAGAGGAGCUGCAGACUAACCCGGUAUAUACGGAAUAUUACCGGCUUCUGGAAGAGCAGAAGGAGUUUAAGGAAAAGAACAAGAAAAUCACAACGUGUGUGCGAACCAUCAAGAUGCGAAAGGCAAUCUGUCUACUCAAGGAAGCUCGUCCGUCUCUCACAAACCAAGAGAUCAUCCACAUUAUACUGGAGUCCUGCGGUCCUGUGAUUGCAGCGAGUAUUUCCCCUGCAGCCCUCCGGUAUACCCUCCGCAAGAGCUACCAGUACUUGAACGCCGACCUGAACAAGCCGAAAAAGCCUGUCCCGAGGCGGGUUGAGUUCCCGGAAUUCGAAGAGGCACUCGCGGCGUGGGUACGGGAGAUGCGGGCGAAGUAUGGGAAGGAGAAUUUGCUGUACGAGGAUAUUCUGGCAUAUGCGCAGAAGCUGGCUCCGAGUUUCGGGAUUGCGGAAAAGAAUCCCAAGUUCAAGUUCCACAUGUCGUGGAUUCUGAACUUUGCGGGGAGGCACGGGUUGAAGUGGCGAACGAAAGAGGACCUGCGUGCGAACCGCAAGGGUGGUGGUGCGACUGGGGAUGGUGGUGCUGGUGGUGGUGGUGGUGGUGAUGGUGCUGGAAGGAGCAGUGGGAGAGGGAGAGGAGGGAAUACGUCUGGGGUAGGAGAGAGUGAUGGUACAGAGAGUGACAAUGGCGGGCGGGAGGGGUACGGUGAGGGCGGCGGGACAACGGACGGUGGCGAUGGGAUCACAACGGACGGUGGAGAGGGGAACACCACGGAUGGGGGAGGAGAAGGGACGGACGUGGAAGGGGAAGGGGAGGGGGAAGGGGUAGGGGAAGGGGGUGGGUUUCUAGGCAUGGAUGUGAAUAUGCAUCUAGGGAAUAUAGUGACAGGGCUGGUGCGAAAGCAACGGGAUGAGAAGACGGUGAGGCGGAACAAGAUUUGGAACACUGCAGCUGAUAAGCUUCUGAAGGUGGUGGCUCAGUUUGUGGCGGAAAGGGAGGCACGGGUGCGGAGAGGGGAGGAGGAGGAGGGAGAGGGGGACGAGCGGUGGGACGGGGAAAUGGGAGUUGAAGGGUUGUUAAAGAAGAGGUGGAAGAGGAAGAAGACCGGGCGGCCGAGGAGGAGGGUAGGGGUUGUAGGGGCGGGUAGUGGUGGAGCAAAGACGGCGGCGCAGGGCACUGGGAAGAAGAGAGGAAGGAAGAAGAAGCAGAGCGGGGAAGCGGAUGGGGGCGCGGGAGGAGGAGGGGAGGGAGGUGGCGGGGAGGGUGGUGGGGAGGGUGGUGGGGAAAGCGGCAGGGAAACUGGACUGGAGAGUGGAAGGGAGAGUGGGAGGGAGAGUGGGAGGGAGAGUGGGAGGGAGGGAGGGAAGAAGAAGCAGCAGCGCAAGCAGUACCAGGAGGUGCUGGUGACGUGGAAGCUUGCCCUCAUCUCCCUCGCCCGCGCCAGGCAGGACCUUCCGCACUCUGCUGUCAAACGGGCCGUUCAAGCCAGGUAUGGCGUGGACACAAGUCGCACAGUCAUCGCGGACUACAUGGCGCGGGAGGACAAGGUGCGGUGGCAGGCAAAAGUAAUGAGAGACGCGUACAGGGAGGGGCGUGAAGUGCUGCCGAAGAUGAAGCAGUACACCAAGUUCAUGCGGCUGGAAAAGGCAGUUUCAGACGCAAUGAAGAAGGCCCUGGCGGAUCUGGACAAAGGGGAGGCGCAGGGCAGCGGGAGAGGCGCAGCAGCUCAACCGGGCGUGCUGGGCGGAGGAGUGAGGAUGGGCUUUCAGGGCGCAGGGGAGGAAAGGGAUGAGGAGGAAGAAGAGGAGGCAGGGUUGCCGCGGCAGAUAAUGGUGCAUCCUGAGGCGGUGGUGGAUUAUGCCAACAAGGUGGCACCGCUCUUUGGCUUCCCCCCUUCCAAGUCGAUCACCUUCGCGUGGGUGGCGGGUCUCAUGCACCGGUGGGGAUUCAUGGACCACUGGGCUGUAAAGGCGUCUCCCAGGAGUAUCACCUUUGCCUGGGUGGCGGGUCUCAUGCACCGGUGGGGCUUCAUGGACCACUGGGCUGUAAAGGCGUCUCCCAGGUGGAAGAAAUGGGCUCCUCUGUUUGAGGGGAGGGAGGGCGGGCUAGGGGAGGGAGAGAGAGCAGCAGCAGAAAGAGGGGUAGGGGGAGCAGCAGGGGGAGCGGCAGGGGCAGCUGCAGGGGGAGUGGCAGGGGGAGUGGCAGGAGGGAGUGUAGCAGCCUCGCUUCUAAACUCGCUCAACCUAGCCAACUUGCCUGGACCAAUCCCAGCGUAUCUUCAAGAUAUUGUUGCUGAGCUGGCAGGAAUCCGGGUCGGCGGAGCCUCGGACGUUCUUCCGAACCUGCAGGCAGCGUGGGGAAACCUCGACAAGGCGUCUCCCGAGCCUGUUUCAACGGGUUUUGAAGUCGGUUCGGGCACGGGUUUGGAUAAGGACAAGGGCAGGAAGAGGAAGAGGGGGGAAGGGGAGGGGGGAGAGGAGGGGAGAGGGGAGGAAGAGGAAGCAGAUGGAGGAGAGGGAGAGGCGGGAGGGAGGGAGGAGAGGGAUGCGGCAGUUGCAGCUGUUAUGGCAGCCGGGAAGAUCAAAACGCCUGAGGAGUUUUGGCGGUGGUGGCAGUUUUCAGGGCUUGUAGGGGUGAGAGGCAUGCGGGACGCAUGGAGUGUGCUGGAAGAUGCUUCUGUGGUUGCUGUAGAGGAGGAGGAAGAGGAGGAAGAAGAGGAAGAGGAGGUGGAGAUGGAGGAGGUGGAGGAGGGGUAUGAGGAGGAGGAAGAGGAGGUAGAGGGGGAUGAGGAGGAUGAGGUGGUGGAGGUGGAGGAGGAGGAGGAGGAGGAGGAUGCAGAGGUUGAAGAGUGGGGGGGUGGUGGAGGGAGGGGAGGGAAAGCGAGGGGAGGAGGGACAACAGGGGGCGAGACGGAGACAGGUGGGGAAACGGAGGGAGAAGCAGCAGAGUGGGGCGAUCAUACAAAAGAGGAGGCGAGGGAGAGGAGGAGGCAGCAGAGGAAGGAGAGGAAGGAAAGGAAGAAGAGGAAGAGGGAGAAGAAGAAGGAGAAAGAGAAGAAAAGGAAGAGGGAAAAGGGGAAGGAGAGGGAGAAGAGGGGAAAGAAGAAGGGAAAGGAGAAGAUGGGUGUAAGGGGGGAUGCGCUUGCAGCGUUCACCAGUAUGCUGCAGCAGACGACUUUUGAGGCGCCUCAAAAGGCGUUCACCAGUAUGCUGCAGCAGCAGGCACCAGGAGUAAUGCCGAUGCAUCCUGCCUUCCCCCAAUCCGCCUUCCCCCAAACCUCCUUCCCUCAACCUCCUUUCCCUGCCGCUGCUGCUGCUGCUGCUGGUGCUGCCCCUGCCUCUGGUGCUCCCCAGGCCCAGCCGCCCGCCCUUCACUUGCGCGGAUUCCUGCUGCAGGGGGGUCUCAUCACCCUUCCUAUGCACCUUCUCCUCUCCUCUGCACCUCCACACCUCUCCCCACCUCACCUCCCUCCUCACCUCCCCAUUCCUCUGCACCUCCCCGCUCCUCUGCACCUCCGCUCCCCUCCCGCAACUCCCUCCUAA
Closterium sp. NIES-65 is the source of this 6588-nucleotide messenger RNA. The record is from the annotation of a GenBank genome assembly. Lineage: Eukaryota; Viridiplantae; Streptophyta; Zygnematophyceae; Desmidiales; Closteriaceae.